Molecule: messenger RNA, 2528 nt
Organism: Zalophus californianus (California sea lion)
Lineage: Eukaryota; Metazoa; Chordata; Mammalia; Carnivora; Otariidae
Product: carcinoembryonic antigen-related cell adhesion molecule 1-like
Exons: 6
Coding region: 105-1421 (438 amino acids)
Biological process (GO): signal transduction; regulation of immune system process
Cellular component (GO): cell surface; plasma membrane
Molecular function (GO): protein tyrosine kinase binding
Source: RefSeq, a predicted model, not a curated record
AGGAAGGACCGUAGAGCUGACCGGACAGGACCGCAGUGCUCCUGAGCGUUUCUGGAGCAGAAGCUCUUCCCCCAGAGGGAGGGACGGGCCGGGCAGCAGGCACCAUGGAGCCCCCCUCGGCCCCUCCCCGACGAGGACGCGUCCCCUGGCAGGAGCUCCUGCUGGCAGUCUCACUCUUAACCUUCUGGAACCCGCCCACCACUGCCCAAGUCACUGUGGAAUCGGUGCCGCCCAAUGUUGCCGAAGGGAAGGAUGUUCUUCUGCGAGUCAACAGUCUGCCUGGGGAUCUUGUAGGUCUUAGCUGGUUCAAAGGGAAAAGUAUAGCGCCCAGGCGUCAAAUUGUAUCAUAUGUAGUAGAUACACAAGUAAUUAUCCCAGGGCCCGCACACAGCGGCAGAGAGACAAUAUACCCCAACGGAUCCCUGCUGUUCCAGAAUGUCACCCUGAAUGACACAGGGUACUACACCCUACAAACCGUGAAGAGAAAUGUUCAAGUUGAACAAGUAACAGGACAGCUGCGCGUAUUCCCAGGGUUACCCAAACCCAACAUCACAAGCAACAACUCCGACCCUGUGGAGAAUGUGGAUUCUGUUGUAUUAACGUGUGGACCUCAGACUCAGAGCGCAAGCUACCUGUGGUCAGUAAACAAUAAGAGCCUCCCGGCCAGCACCAGGUUAGAGCUCUCCCUGGACAACAGGACUCUCACUAUACGCCAUGUCACAAGGAAUGACACAGGACCCUAUGAGUGUGAAAUUCGGAACCCAGGGAGUGCCGGUCAUAGUGACCCAUUCACCCUGAAUGUUCUCUAUGGCCCAGAUGCCCCCACCAUUUCCCCCUCAGACUCCUAUCACCGUUCAGGGGCCAACCUCAGUCUCUCCUGCCACGCAGCCUCUAACCCGCCUGCACAGUAUUCUUGGUUUAUCAAUGGGAAACCCCAGCCGUUCACACAGAAGCUCUUUAUCCCCAACAUCACUGCGAAUGAUGGUGGAUCUUAUACCUGCCUCGCCUAUAACUCUGGCACUCGCCUCAAUAAGACCACAGUCAAGACUAUCACAGUCUCUGAGCCAAUAUCCAAGCCCUCUCUCCAUGCCAGCAACACCACAGUCACAGAAGAUAAGGACUCUGUGGUCCUGACCUGCUCCACAAAAAACGCUGGGGUCUCCAUCCACUGGUUCUUCAAUGGCCAGAGUCUAAAGCUCACAGAAAGGAUGAAGCUGUCCCAGGACAACAGGACCCUCACCAUAGACCCUGUCAGGAGGGAGGAUGCCGGGACUUACCAGUGUGAGGUCUCCAGCUGGGUCAGUUCCAGCAAAAGUGACCCCAUCAGGCUGGAUGUGAGCUAUGAAAGAAGCACCACAGGCCUCCCUGUGGGGUCCCUCAUUGGCAUUGCAGUCGGGGUCCUGGUCGGACUGGCACUGUAGUUCUGCCCUGGGAUGUCUCCUGUUCCGCACAGUUUUUUCAGAGUUCCGCAGAAAUUUCAAGACAGAUCAUCUCAAAAACAUACAAAUUCAUCCAUAGAGUAGAGAGGGAAUAUCCCCCAGCCAACUCAUUCUGAGGUUAAUAUAACCUUUAAGUUGAAAUAGGAAUAACAGAAAAAGUACAAAAAGAAGAAAAUAUCAGGCCUAUCAUACUCAUGAACAUAGAGGGAAAAUGCUAGACAAGGUAUUCUCAAACCAACUCCAACAGUACAUAGAAGAAGACAGUACGCCGUGACUAAGUUCCGAUUGUCCCAGCAAAGUAAGGUGAUUCAACAUUAGAAAUUUAUAAAUGGGGGCCACCUGGGUGGCUCAGUCGGUUAAGCAGCCGGCUCUUGAUUUUGGCUCAGGUCAUGAUCUCAGGGUCCUGGGAUUGCUCCCCAUGGCGGGCCUGAGCUCAGCAGGGAGUCUGCUUGAGGGUUUCUCUCCCUCUCCCACUGCCCCUCCCCUCUCUCAAACAAAUAAAUAAAUCUUAGAAAGAAAAGAAAUUUAUAAAUGGAAGAGGGCAGCAACUCGUAGGGUGCCAGCAAUGUUCUGUUUCCUGAUCUAGCUGCUAGAUACAUGGGUGUGUUCAAUUUUUGAAAACUCAGUAAGCAAAACGCUUCAUUCCGUAACAGUUCCCCUACGCCCUGAAUUUUUUUUCAUGAUAGAGACUCUUUGAAAAGACCAGAUCAGACAUGUUGUCCAGUAGAACGCCCACGUUCUGACUUUGUUUCCUUAUGGUGUCAUUUCACUAGCUUCUCUAAACCCUGUGUUCCCUAUAAUUUGGAAAAUGAAUCUCAAAUAUUAAAUAGUUUCAGGUUAUAUUUUGUGGCAAGAAUGCUUCCUCGGUUUUCUAUUGCAUCAUCACAAGAGGCACAUACGAACUUGUUGUCCAGACCUUAGGCCAGUGUAACGAUUUCAGUGACAUAAAAAUUGAUCAGUGGGCACAUUUUUUUAGGUUUUUUAAAAAAAAUUCCAGUUAGGGGGCGCCUGGGUGGCUCAGUGGUUCGGCGUCUGCCUUCGGCUCAGGUCAUGAUCCCAUGAUCCCUGAAGGUCCCCCUUCAUCGGGCU